CGGUCUCUCCCACACAGACGGCAGAGCAGCCGAGAGCCAACGCGCUUACAGACUCUUUGCAAACACUCGAGACAUAUUCGCCAGGGAGCGGGAGAACCUCUCAUCAUGUGCAGAGGACUGGAAUCACUGCCAACCACAUGCUUGGAGAGGGCAAAGGAGAUAAAAGCUUUGUUUGGAAGUUUACUGCUGAAGUCGGAUCACGGCGUCACUGGACCGUCUAAGAAAAGUGACAGACAGAGGCUCAACGCUGACGAGCCUCUGAAGUGGAGGGAGUCGUUCCAGAAUCUGCUGUCGAGCCAAAAUGGACUGUGCCUUUAUAGAGCGUUCCUGGUCUCAGAGUUCAGCGAGGAAAACCUGGCCUUCUACCUGGCCUGCGAGGACUACAGGGCCACGAAAGCCUCCAAACUCUCAGCCAAGGCUAAGAAGAUCUACGACCAGUUCAUCGGCUCCGAUGCACCGCGAGAGGUGAACCUGGACCACGCGACCAGAGAGAUCACCAAGAAGAACAUGGAGCAGCCGUCCCAGCUGUGCUUCGACGCGGCCCAGUCCAAAAUCUACGCCUUAAUGGAGAAGGACUGCUACCCCAGGUUCCUCAAGUCCUCCACGUACCUGGAGCUCAGCAGCAGGACAGGCUAAAAGGCCCACGGGGCCCCAGAGGAGCAUCACCAGACGGGGUCGCCCGCCCAGAGAAGACUGGAAAACUUCAGACGGAACCCAUAUCUCAGUCCAGGGAGUUUCAUGCUGGUGUGUGAAUAUCUUGGGAGGCAGAGGUUUCACAGAGUCUGAGCUGGAAGCUGGAAAACAGCUGACGUUUUUCGUCAGACGAGACGAACCUGCAGCGACGCACCCGCGGCACAAGCGCGAAUGUAUGAACAGUAGAGACGGAAGCUGGUUUAGCGUCACGCGUUUGUUUGAGAAUGUUUAUUUAUUUUCUAUUUAUUUAAGUUAUUUGCUCGUUUGCUGUCUACCGACUUGUGUCCGAUGUGUUUUUUAUCUGUUUAAUUUGCACACCGAGAGCUGUGUGUGAAAAUAAGUGCAUUUAAUAAAUGAUCCAGUAUUUUCCAUACACA
Molecule: messenger RNA, 1070 nt
Organism: Betta splendens (Siamese fighting fish)
Lineage: Eukaryota; Metazoa; Chordata; Actinopteri; Anabantiformes; Osphronemidae
Product: regulator of G-protein signaling 5-like
Exons: 5
Coding region: 106-636 (176 amino acids)
Source: RefSeq, a predicted model, not a curated record